AUGUCCCAAGAGUAUGAAUUAUUCAAAAGAUGGAGUUCAGGCCAACCAUGGUUUAUUUUAAUUAAGUUAUGGAUUUAUAAUAGUUUUGUAUCCUUUUUGGGGCCCGAGCUACUAUUAACGUUAAAUUCAAGACAUAUUUUUAACACUAGGGUUGAGAACCAGGAUGUGGCUUCUCCGAUUGUUUCUCGUACUUUACAAGAAGUUAGAAUGAUGGAAUUAACAAUCUUAAAAAAGAAUAUUUCUAAUCAAAAGAGAAAACUUAAUGUAAUCAGAGAUAAUUUACAACAAUUGCGAAAUGAAUUUUCCGUUCAGGAGAAGGUCCAGAUCAAUAAAAGAAAAAUUGUAAAAAUUUCAGAUUAUUCUUUAGAAGAUAUAUUUAUGGAAGAUGAUAGUUUUUGUUCUUCAGCAACAGGAUAUUUUUCAACAAUCUCUGCUUGCGAUAAAAUUACCACUAAUGGUAAUGACUUGUUAGGAAAUAAAGUUUCUGAUAACAUUGGUUUAAAUCUUAAGAUAAUCCAAAAAUAA
This is a messenger RNA of Maudiozyma barnettii, 525 nucleotides long. RefSeq lists its product as uncharacterized. NCBI's taxonomy places the organism in Eukaryota, Fungi, Ascomycota, Saccharomycetes, Saccharomycetales, Saccharomycetaceae. The record is from RefSeq and is a predicted model, not a curated record. The transcript has a single exon. Bases 1 to 525 code for a protein of 174 amino acids.